This is a messenger RNA of Polistes dominula (European paper wasp), 1655 nucleotides long. RefSeq names its product QRFP-like peptide receptor. Gene Ontology annotation, molecular function: neuropeptide Y receptor activity. Gene Ontology annotation, cellular component: plasma membrane. NCBI's taxonomy places the organism in Eukaryota, Metazoa, Arthropoda, Insecta, Hymenoptera, Vespidae. Gene Ontology annotation, biological process: G protein-coupled receptor signaling pathway. The record is from RefSeq and is a predicted model, not a curated record.
CUCUCUGUCGGUAAAAAAGGAUUUAGUUCGAACAUUUGUAUAUUAACAUGAAACAAGAUGGCGUUGUUAUAUCGUUUUAUCAUGUGAUACGUAUUAUUCAUCGAACGACAUUUAAUUUGAAACAGAGAUUUUCAGAUAGAAGAAAGAUCACAGACUUUCAAAUACUAUGGAUGAAGUUUUCUUACGUUGUUAUUAAAGAGCCAAAUAUAAACUCGUCAGAAUUUGAAAAGGAUUUUUCUCAUAGGCGUGAUGGUCUUUCAUAAUUACCAUGAAAAUUACACCUACAACAGUUUGAGGUUUUCCCCUUCAGUUUUCAAGGAAACGUAGUCAUCAUUGCAUCAACACUUUGUCCAAGACUCAGACCAUUACCAGCAACACCAACCAACGUUUUUCUCGGUGGUUUGGCUACAGCUGAUCUUCUUUUGAUCAUUUUUUGUAUACCUGUUAAGAUUGCCAAAUUGUUCUCAUAUACAUGGACAAUGGGUAUCUUCCUAUGCAAAUCGGUGCAUUACAUGCAAAGCGUUUCUGCCAUCUGUUCCGUUGUCACUUUAACUGCAAUGUCCAUUGAAAGAUAUUACGCUAUAGUACAUCCUAUGAGAGCACAAUACACCUGUACAAUAAGUCAAGCAAGAAAAAUCGUAAUUAUCACCUGGGCUGCUUCAUUUCUUUUAGGUAUACCAAUGGUAUUCACUCAGAGGCAUAAAGAAGUUGGACAAAGGGUUAUAGCAUAUUGGUGUGUUCGUGAUCCCGAUGCUGCAUUUUUAUGGAAAGCACAUGAAGUUUAUAUGCUUGUGCUAGUUCUUGUAUUACCACUUACAGUUAUGGCAUUUUGUUAUACUGCAAUUUGUUGGGAAAUUUGGAAAGUUAUGAAACGACGUUACCAUAUGACCUCGAGACACGCACUCAAUCCAAAUAACAUUGAUGCUGAAUGUAUACCAAUGACUCCUAGACAAAACAGUAUGAGAAAUGGGCGUCGAGUUCGUCGAGAAAAUGGUCAAACCGAAGAAGAAUCUAGAACCAUGAAACAGGUGGUAAAGAUGUUAGUUGCUGUGGUGGUUCUAUUCGCAAUUUGUUGGGGUCCCAUAUUAAUCGACAACGUGCUCACAGCUUACCGCAUUUUACCACGCCAGAGGAAGGGAAUUUACAAGCAUAUGAACACGGCUUUUCACUUAAUGGCUUACUUUAACAGUUGCAUCAAUCCAAUCAUCUAUGGAUUCAUGUCGAAACAUUUCCGUGAAAGUUUCUUAGCAGCUGCUUGUGGUGGAUGGUGGAUUUGUUGUCCUAGGAGAGGUUACAGAACACCAAUGAAAAGACAUUCAAGUUUGAGUCAAACCAGAACUACUAGCGUCCGGUGGAUAAGGAAUUCCUUCAAAGACUCUAAAUCACGAAACUCGACCGACAUCCAUCAAGUAGUCUGCCCAUGAAAAUGUUUCCAGUUCGAGAAAGCAAUUCUUCUUCCUCCUCUUAUGGCAAAUGGCGUUAAAACACUAUGAAGAUCUGAUCUGAAAAAAAUCCUUCGUCUACGAUUAUUGCAUUAUCUAUGGACUUGAUUCUUUCUUCGUCCUCGAAUCACUACGAGGGAAACCUUUCAUAUGUAGGUAGGCAAAUUUUUUUUUCGGCGAAAACAAAACAAAACAAAACCAAAACGAUAAAAU